Molecule: messenger RNA, 1501 nt
Organism: Aureococcus anophagefferens
Lineage: Eukaryota; Pelagophyceae; Pelagomonadales; Pelagomonadaceae
Exons: 1
Coding region: 168-1235 (355 amino acids)
Biological process (GO): adenylate cyclase-modulating G protein-coupled receptor signaling pathway
Cellular component (GO): heterotrimeric G-protein complex
Molecular function (GO): G-protein beta/gamma-subunit complex binding; GTPase activity; G protein-coupled receptor binding
Source: RefSeq, a predicted model, not a curated record
AAUCGGUGGCCGUGGGGCCGAGAACGAGACCUACAAAGUUGUGGUUUGUAUGGCCAUUUCAUCGAUUUUUAACAUUCCUCAGCUUAUAUCUCGGCUCGGGCUUGGAUCAAGAUUGUUGCAUUUUAACCUUCCUCAGCCACAGAUCUAGAGCGUAUUAUUGAUUCGGAAUGGGAACUUGCGGCUCGUCGUUGACGCCGGACGAAAAACAAGCUUUAUCAAAAUCGCGCAGCAUCGAAGAGAAGAAUGCAAAUGAUCAUGCCAGAGAUGAAAUGACCAUCAAAUUGCUUUUGUUGGGAGCUGGCGAGUCUGGUAAAAGCACGAUAUUUAAACAGAUGAAGUUGUUGUAUGGGAAAGGAUUCAGCGACGACGAUCGUCGGGAUUGGAUACCAAAAAUACACAUGAAUGCUAUAUCUGCUAUGAGAGACUUGUGUUCGGCAGUCACCCGGCUUGGCUUGGAGCAAAAAGUAUUGGACCAAACAGCAUUUGCGCACAUGCUCGAUAUCACAGAAAGGACAGAAUUGACAUCCGAGAUAUCAGGGCCCAUCAAAUCAUUGUGGUCCGAUCCAGGAAUUCUUGAAGUUUGGGAUCGCCGCAGCGAGUUCCAAGUCAUCGAAAGUAAUGAGCUCUACUUUAGAAAGAUUGAACAGAUCUCAGCACGCGGAUACCUCCCAACUGAUGAAGAUAUACUUGCGUCACGAGUACGGACCUGCGGCAUCGUCGAAGAGACGUAUGUCAUCGAAAACGUCGAAUUCGUCAUCAUAGAUGUCGGCGGACAACGAAAUGAACGCAAAAAGUGGAUUCACUGUUUUGAUAACGUAAACGCUGUGAUCUUCGUCGCGGCACUAUCUGAGUAUGACCAAAUGAUGUUUGAGGACGAGACCCAGAACCGGAUGUUGGACACGUUGCUGCUCUUUGAGUCCAUCUGCAAUUCUAGGUGGUUUCAAAAAACCGCUAUGAUUCUAUUUUUGAACAAGCGAGAUCUGUUUGCCAAAAAAAUAAUGAAAAAGGCCCUAACCGAAGUCAGCGAAUGGCACGACUACAACGGGAAAUCGUGCGACUAUGACGAAGGUGUCAACUUUUUCCUGCAGAAAUUUCUUGAGAAAAACCAGCAAAAAAACAAGGACAUAUACACGCACGUCACCUGUGCGACUGAUACCGAGAAUGUUAAAGUAGUAUUCAAUGCAUCAAAGGAUAUCAUACUCAAAUUCAACUUGGAAGCAUCGGGGUUCAUGUGAGCCUCAACCGGGCUAGUCCCACAAUCCACAGUGAACAAUUGUCCGACGUAAUGUGGCAGCCGCCGGACCUGUUAUUGCUGCGUGGGCCCUGGCCUUGAUCUGAUCUGGACUUCUGGUGGAUUGUUCGCUGCGCAAUUCUUGCUUGCAUUGCGACUAGAGACUCGACCUGAGUGGAGCCCCCUCCGAGGAGAGCCUGCGCCCUGGUACUUUGCUAGGCACUUAAGCCACACCAGCCGCCCUAGCCAUAUGGCGGCCCCCCUUGUGUG